This is a messenger RNA of Mugil cephalus (flathead mullet), 1201 nucleotides long. It is a transcript of the gene entr1, whose product is annotated as endosome associated trafficking regulator 1. The transcript has 9 exons. The record is from RefSeq and is a predicted model, not a curated record. The coding region runs from base 93 to 989 and encodes 298 amino acids. NCBI's taxonomy places the organism in Eukaryota, Metazoa, Chordata, Actinopteri, Mugiliformes, Mugilidae. Gene Ontology annotation, biological process: positive regulation of cilium assembly; regulation of cytokinesis; positive regulation of protein localization to cilium. Gene Ontology annotation, cellular component: ciliary basal body; centrosome; recycling endosome.
GAGGAAGCGGCGGGAGCGGCUGACCAAUCAUAGACCGAUCACUGAUCACCUGACUAAUCACUGACCAAUCACUGACCAAUCACAGAUCGAUCAUGUCCAAACGGAGCAGCCACAAGACUCUGAUCAUCACAGACGAUGAGGAGGUGGUGGAGCAGGAGGAGCUGAACCCAUUCUCCUUCAAAGAGUUUCUACGAUGGAAGAACCAGGACCCGGACCAGGACCAGGACCAGGACCCGGACCAGGACCAGGACCAGGACCAGACACACAUAAAGGAGGAGGAGGAGGACAGGUGGGGGCGGAGCUUCCUGUCAGCGGUGGACAGUACCUCCUCCAUCUGCACAGAGGAGGAGGUGGAGGAGGAGGAGGAGGAGGAGGAGACCAGGUUCUCAUCCAAACCUGAAGGAGCAGCAGGAGGAGAGAACUACGAAGGAGACGAUGAGACCUCCAUGGCUGAGUCUGGCUCCUCCUACAGGAAGAGGAGGAGCCAGAGGAGCAGCCAGGUGCAACAGCUGCAGGAAGAGAACGAGUGUUUGAGGAGAACCGUCAGGGAGCUGCAGAGGAGAACCCAGGAUAAUGAGCGCAGGGUGUCAGAGCUGACAGAGGAGCUGCUGCAGAGGAGGCGCAAGGAGGAGAAGGAGGCGCAGGACCUGGAGAGCAUGGUUCACUCUGUGGAGAAGAACCUUCAGCUGAUGACGAGACGAGCUGUGAAGGCAGAGAGCUGUGUUUCCAGACUGAGGGCGGAGCUUCAGCAGCUACAGGUGGAAGCAGAGUCUCUGCGGUUGGAAAACAACAGGCUAAAAUCAGCUGAGUCUCAGGUCGUCAUGACGAUGAGACAAAACGCUCAGAUGGCGUCUGAAUACCUGAACAAGACGACAAGCCACGCCCACUCCUCCAUUCGUCAGCUGUUAGGUGAAGCCCAGACUCUCCGUUUGGUUUCUCAGUUGCUUCAGUCCAUCGAUAAAAUCUCGACCUGCGACUCUGAAUCCUGAUCAGAAGACGUCUGGACGUGUCUCUGUCCCCUGUCCUCAGACUGACAGACUCUAAAAGUUGUCAUGGAAACAGACCCUGUGAGGUCAGAGGUCACUGUUUAUUUGGGCAAUGAUGACAUCACAGUAGCUGAUUGGUCGGUUUGUUUUUGUUACAACAGGAUUGUAACACACACACACACACACACACUCACACACACACACACACACACACA